AUGCCGAGCCAGAUCCAAGACAUCACCACCAAGCACGAAACCCCGACCUACAUCUUCGAGCAAAAUGCCACCAUAACGCUCAGAGAUGGCUCGGGCCUAGUCCGUUGCAACGUCUACCGCCCAAAACCCUCAGAAAGGGUCCCAGUCCUGGUAACCUACGGCCCCUACGGAAAAGACAUCCCGUACUCCGACUUCCACCCCCAAAGCUUCAGCGAAGUCAACCCCGAGCAACGCUCGCAGCAUUCAGCAUGGGAAACACCAGAUCCGGGAUAUUGGACAUCACAAGGCUACGCAGUCGUGCGCGCCGACGAGCGUGGAACAGGCCAGUCAAUGGGAAAACUUGACACCAUGUCUCGGGGGACUAGCGAAGCAUUUUUCGACGUUGUGGAAUGGGCGUCUGAACAGGAGUGGUCUUCAGGGAAAGUCGGACUCCUGGGAAUCAGCUAUUACGCCGGAAGUCAAUGGCGCGUCGCCGCGCGGCAACCGAAGGGCCUCGCGUGUAUGAUUCCCUGGGAGGGGAUGUCUGACUAUUACCGUGACCGGUGCCGACAUGGUGGGAUCCUGUCGAAUAAGUUUAUCAAGUUCUGGUGGGAUCGGCAGGUCGUAAGUAACCAGUACGGAAGGCCUGGUCGGGCUGCUAGGAACUGGGGACCCGAUACUAUCGAGGGUGAUCUGAGUGAGGAGGAGCUGGUUGCGAAUCGCCAGGAUCAGACGGUUGAUAAUGAGGUGAAUGCCUUCCGGGAUGAUGAGUACUAUGCGUCCAAGGAGUAUAGUAUGUCUGAUAUCACUGUGCCGUUGCUAUCCGUUGCGAACUGGGGUGGGAUUCUUCUUCACCUGAGGGGCAAUGUGGAAGGGUGGACGCAGGCUGGAUCGGAGUUGAAGUAUCUCCGCUUCAUCACCGGCCGCCACGAUCUACCAUUCUACUACGCAGAGGAAGUCGAGCUGCAGCGCAGUUUCCUAGAUGCAUUCCUCAAAGGUGAAGAUCGCGCAGGCUGGUCGACAGGCAAAGCACCCAAGGUGGACAUGGUCCUUCGCAAAGGCGACGUAGGACACAACAACGCAGCCGGUGAAAAGACAUUCGAGCGAAGAACCGAGCACGAAUGGCCUAUUGCUCGCACGCAGUACACAAAGUACUAUCUCACGUCCAAGCGGGAAUUGAAGACCCACGCACCAGUCGAAAGACCAGUGAAAAUCACCUACGAAGCCCUAGGAGAUAUCGACAACCCCAGACUCGUCCAAUUUACCACAACCGCCUUUGAAAAGGAAACCGAGAUCACGGGCCACAUCAUCGCGCAUCUGAACGUCUCUAUGAGUCCGAAGCCAGGCGUACCUACACCAAAGGAUAUGGACCUCUUUAUCACACUGCGCCACAUCUCACCUUCAGGAAAGGAGGUCUUUUACACCGGUACGGCCGGUGAUCCCGUUCCGCUUUGCAAAGGCUGGCUGCGUGUAUCCAUGCGCCAGACGAACCCGGAGCACCCGUGUCACAGACCCUGGCUGCCUCAUCGGGAUUACUACUCGACGGAUGUCCGGCCUGUUAUUCCGGGUGAAAUUUACCCGGUUGAUGUGGAGGUCUGGCCGACGAAUGUGGUUGUUGAGAAGGGAGGAAAGAUUGUAUUGGAGGUUUCUAGUGGGGAUACACAGGGGUGUGGGUUGUUCCAACAUAAUUCGCCCAUUGAUCGGUCUACGGCGCGUUUUGAGGGUCAGAAUCAUAUUCACUUUGGGCGGGGGGAGAACUAUGUUACUUUGCCGAUUAUUCCGUAG
Messenger RNA from Penicillium cinerascens, 1764 nucleotides. RefSeq names its product CocE/NonD family hydrolase. The transcript is spliced from 2 exons. The record is from RefSeq and is a predicted model, not a curated record. Lineage: Eukaryota; Fungi; Ascomycota; Eurotiomycetes; Eurotiales; Aspergillaceae. Gene Ontology annotation, molecular function: dipeptidyl-peptidase activity. The coding region runs from base 1 to 1764 and encodes 587 amino acids.